GAGUUAUCAAAGCAGAAACAGGGUUAUCGCCGUUUGCACGGUCAAAAACGGUCGCUGAGUGACGGAACUUUUCAACCAUGGAUGAGCAGGUUCUUGAUUAUGAACUAAAACAAGUAAACGCCUAUACUCUUGUGGCUGAUACCGCUUUGUUGAUUGGCUUUGGUUUGAUUGGAGGUCUGUUUGUACCAAUGGUGUUAGGAACUUUUCACAGAGGAUUCUUCUGCAAUGAUCAAUCAAUUAUGUACAUAUAUCGAAGUGAUACUGUAACGACCACAAUGCUCCUAAUGUAUGCAUUUUUGGUGAUGAUUAUGACGAUCACCGCGACGGAAUCCUACAGAGCGAAAAGGCAGACCCCGAUUCUCAACUAUCGGUACAAAGUGGGCAACACUUACAUACAUACAAUUUUUGCACAAAUCCUCAGAAAUUUUGGCUACUCCAUUAUUGGCUUGGUUUGCGUCCUCGUUCUCACUCAAAUCACAAAAUGUUGUGUUGGACGACUGCGGCCGCACUUUCUCGACGUAUGCAGGCCCUUGAACUUCACUUGCCGUAGCGAUCAGUACUACAGCGACUACAUAUGUACAGGUGACCCACUGAUGGUGGAAGAAGCACGAAAGUCAUUCUUCAGCGGUCAUUCAUCCAUUUCAAUGUACGCCUCGACAUUCUCAGCGCUCUACUUGUUAGCACGAGUGCCUCGGCAUUCGAUCGGCAGAGUGUUUCUUCCCGUCUCACAAACAGCUCUUCUUGCCAUUGGACUACUGAUAUCGCUCUCCAGGAUCAACGACAACAAACACCAUUGGAGCGAUGUCAUCAUUGGGAUCCUUGUCGGCAUGUCUAUAGCAGUGUACACGUGCUAUGUAUGGGCCGGAAUGUUUGCAAAGCAACGCAAAGAGCUUCUUCCAACAACACGACAACAUACGGAUUACCGAGGCACAGCCACAUCGAACUCAACUCACACUAUUUCACUGCAAACAAAUGUACAGCCAGAAAGAAGCAACGGCAUAUCAUGAGUGCAGUUGAAUAAAGUGUUGUACAUACUGGAAAUUUUCAC
This is a messenger RNA of Cylicocyclus nassatus, 1048 nucleotides long. NCBI's taxonomy places the organism in Eukaryota, Metazoa, Nematoda, Chromadorea, Rhabditida, Strongylidae. The record is from the annotation of a GenBank genome assembly.